AUGGCGACUGUGGAGGUCGUGGCCGUGAGCCAGCAACAAUCGGCGCUGGCCGCCGUUGACGCUCAAAACGCGCCCGCGAAAUCAAAAAGUGGCAGGCCGCCGGCGUGGAAACGUCGCAGGGAGAAGAAAGCCGCCGCAUUGGUAGUGACACAGAAAGACACGACUAUCGUUCAAGUCACCGAACUCAAGAAGAAAGGGCCAAAGGAAAAGAAGCAAGAUGGGGCAGAACAGAAGCAGGAUGAGGCAGAGACAAAGCAGGAUGAGGCAGAAGUAGAGGCUACACAGGCGGCUGCCGAGCCUCCAAACGGCGUAAAGAUAACGAGUCCGCCCGAAGUCGCGCAAGUCACAAGGAUCACAAAAUCCAAAGCCGCCAGAAAGGUCCUUCCGCGGGACAAAGUCACCGUCCCCAGCGCCGAGUCCGGCGGAGUGCCCGAGCCCAGCAAUUCCUACCUCCGCCGCGCUGGCGGUCCCGUCUCCCGCCUCCUGCGCCCGCGCCGCAUCCUCGUCGUCAUGGACCUCAACGGCACGCUUCUGUACCGGCCCAACAAGGCGCGCGCGCCGUCGCGCUUCGUCGCGCGCCCGCACGCCCGCGUCUUCAUGGACUACCUGCUGCGCAACUUCGCCGUCGCCGUGUGGUCCUCCGCGCGGCCCGAGAACGUGAACUGCAUGGUCGCCAGCCUGCUAACCCCCGAGCAGCGCCGCGCCUGCGUCGUCGUCUGGGGCCGCGACCGCUUCGGGCUCUCCAGCGAGGACUACGACGCCCGCGUGCAGUGCUACAAGCGGCUCACGCGCGUCUGGGCGGACCCGAAAGUGGCCGCCGCCCACCCGGACGCCGGACGUCGCGGCGGCGCCGCGGGUCGCUGGGACCAGAGCAACACGGUGCUGGUCGACGACUCGACGGAAAAGGCCCGCAGCGAGCCGCACAACCUCCUGCGCAUCCCCGAGUACCUCGGCCCCGACGCCGAGAGCCCGUUCGUGCUGCCGCAGGUGCACGACUACAUCAACGAGCUCGCGUACCAGGCGAACAUUAGCCGCUACAUUCGGGAGAAGCCCUUCCAGCUCGAUUCAAACUACAGCCUGUCGUAA
Messenger RNA from Cordyceps fumosorosea ARSEF 2679, 1086 nucleotides. Its product is annotated as NIF domain protein. Gene Ontology annotation, molecular function: phosphoprotein phosphatase activity. The transcript is spliced from 2 exons. Bases 1 to 1086 code for a protein of 361 amino acids. NCBI's taxonomy places the organism in Eukaryota, Fungi, Ascomycota, Sordariomycetes, Hypocreales, Cordycipitaceae. The record is from RefSeq and is a predicted model, not a curated record.